This is a messenger RNA of Cololabis saira (Pacific saury), 3332 nucleotides long. RefSeq names its product mitogen-activated protein kinase kinase kinase 7 (gene map3k7). Gene Ontology annotation, molecular function: magnesium ion binding; ATP binding; MAP kinase kinase kinase activity. Lineage: Eukaryota; Metazoa; Chordata; Actinopteri; Beloniformes; Belonidae. The record is from RefSeq and is a predicted model, not a curated record. Gene Ontology annotation, biological process: positive regulation of canonical NF-kappaB signal transduction; JNK cascade; protein phosphorylation. The transcript is spliced from 18 exons. Bases 225 to 2021 code for a protein of 598 amino acids.
UCCGGGCGGAGCCGCUCUGCUGCUGCGGAGAAUAACAGUUGUAGCAAAGCAGCUAAUCGACUUGUGAAAAAAGAAAAAGGUUCUGUCUGGCUGUCCAGAGGAUUAGGAGACAUGUUUUCCUCCGUGCUCUCAUAAACCGUAGAAGAUAUCCCCCAUGUCCAUAAAGCCGGCCCUGGUGACAACAUCAACGAACAACGUCAAUUACUAGCUGUCUUUAGCUAGUAAUGUCUCUAACGUUACCAUCCUCCGAAAUGCUGGAAACACCCCCUGGAUAUCCAUUCGAAGAAAUCAAUUAUGAGGAUAUUGAAGUUGAAGAGGUGGUUGGCAGAGGAGCAUUUGGGGUUGUCUGCAAAGCCAAGUGGAAAGGCAAAGAUGUUGCGAUCAAGACCAUUGAGAGUGAAUCUGAGAGAAAAGCCUUUAUUGUUGAGCUCCGACAGCUUUCACGUGUGAACCACCCCAAUAUUGUGAAGCUAUAUGGCUCUUGCAAUAAUCCAGUCUGCCUUGUGAUGGAAUAUGCAGAAGGUGGAUCAUUGUACAAUGUGCUGCAUGGUGCUGAACCCCUCCCUUAUUACACUGCUUCCCAUGCCAUGAGCUGGUGUUUACAGUGUUCCCAGGGCGUGGCCUAUCUCCAUGGCAUGAAACCAAAGGCUCUCAUUCACAGGGACCUCAAGCCACCCAAUCUGCUUUUAGUGGCAGGGGGCACCGUGCUGAAGAUAUGUGACUUUGGAACAGCAUGUGACAUUCAGACCCACAUGACCAACAACAAAGGAAGUGCAGCAUGGAUGGCUCCAGAGGUAUUCGAAGGCAACAAUUACAGCGAGAAAUGUGACGUGUUUAGCUGGGGCAUCAUUCUCUGGGAAGUCAUCACUCGCAGAAAACCUUUUGAUGAAAUUGGAGGUCCGGCUUUCCGCAUCAUGUGGGCUGUUCACAACGGAACAAGACCUCCACUAAUCAAGAAUUUGCCCAAACCCAUCGAGAGCCUGAUGACUCGCUGCUGGUCUAAAGACCCGUCUCAGCGGCCUUCCAUGGAGGAGAUAGUGAAGAUUAUGACUCAUCUAAUGAAGUACUUCCCAGGAUCCGACGAGCCCCUGCAAUAUCCAUACCAGUAUUCCGAUGACGGACAGAGCAACUCUGCAACCAGUACAGGUUCAUACGUGGAAUACACCGCCACCAGCACAAGCAACAGAAGUGACGCCAACAUGGAGCACAGCGAUUCUCAAGGGAGCAACGACACAAUCAAGAUCACACCUCAGUUUGCACCUUAUUUCAAGCCAAAGGGAGACCCAAGGACUCUGUCCUUAUCAAGAGGGGGUAGUGUCGAGAGCCUUCCAGGACGAACUCUGGCUUCCUCCGAUAAAAGAAUGAGUGCUGACCUGUCCGAAUUGGAGUCCAAGACGUCAUUUGGACCCGCAGCACACCCCCAGUAUAAGCGAGGCCACCGUAAAACUGCAUCUCUCGGAACCAUUCUGGAUGUCCCCAAGAUCAUCGUCACAGCCACAUCUGAAACUCAAAGACCCCAGUCGGUGCAGGAUCUUCCAGGCAUCAGCUCAGAGUCCAGCCAGGGGAGCAGGAACAGCAGCCGGUCCUCCAGUCCCAGCGUGAGAAUGAUGCCCCCAGACAAAACCAGCGGCCGAGGCUACUUCUCGCCCGACGAGCCCACAGACACUAACGGCUCCGACAACUCCAUUCCCAUGGCUUAUCUCACCUUGGAUCACCAACUGCAGCCUCUGGCUCCUUGUCCCAACUCCAAAGAAUCCAUGGCCGUGUUUGAGCAGCACUGCAAGAUGGCCCAGGAAUACCUGAAGGUGCAGACGGAGAUCGCCCUGCUCAUCCAGAGGAAGAAGGAGCUCAUCGCUGAACUGGACCAAGAUGAGAAGGACCAGCAGAACACGUCACGCCUGGUGCAGGAGCACAAGAAGCUGCUGGAGGAGAACAAGAGUCUGUCCACGUACUACCAGAAGUGCAAAAAGCAGCUGGAGCUGAUCCGGGUGCAGCAACAGAAGAGGCAGGGCACGUCCUGAGGAGGCAGAGAUGUAGAAAGCGCUACCCGCCCCCACGCCCCCUCCCUUCCACCUCGUCGUUCCUCUUCCCCCUUCUGUCACACUGCCCACUCUGCUUGUCCAGCACACUCUCACCGACCCGGUCCAGCUUGGCCAGGAGACCUGCAGCUCUACCGUGUCCUGCAUGCUGCACCGUAGAGCCGGCAGGACGGCCGCUGCCCGCUGUACAUACAUUUGCACAUCUUCACAGUGUCUUCUGUGAGCACAGACCAAACAGUCCCUGCCCCCCCCCCCCCUUCAGGACGGACCAGGACGAGUGCGCGGGGGGGGGUGUUUCUGGUGUUUCUGGCCCUCGGGGCGUCCGGGCUGCCUCGUCAGGGUUGCGUUUGCCAACGCCAUACUCCUCAGAAUGUGAAAAAUCAAGACAAAGACAUGCAAGCCCGUCUGCAGAAUACGAGAAGCAACGAGAAUGUUUGACAUGUGCUCUGCAGGGCGCACAUGGAGUCAUUAUGCAUAACGAAAAUUCCCCUCCUCGAAACGUGUUAGUCUUUAACAUCGGCCUUUUUUGCAGCAGUCACAAGCGCGAGCCCCGUCGCAGACCUCGGGUCAGGUGUCCCAGCAGGAGGAAGAGCUCUAGUUUCAACGAUCUUCUCCUCAGAGCCAACACCAGGAGCUGUGGAUUCCCCCUUUUAUUUGACCUCAGUAUUGUUUUGUGUGUCCAUGAUUUUGUAUUUUGUAUUCAGUAGUCGACCCAUUACGAUAGCUCUUGUGUAUUUCUUGCAUUAGGACAUGAACGAUCAGGUCUGGGGAGGCCCGUGCAGACAAAAGUGGACGAGGCUUCACUUCACGUUACAGUAUCAAGUUUCUUUUAGUUCACAUGUUGCCUUAGAAGUUGCCUGCAUUUAAGUGCUUGUGUUAUGUGACAUCUAGUAGGGAUAAAGGAUAAUGUACCGGACAUUAUAGAAAUACCUUCUAAAGAGGAGGAAAGUUGGAUGUGUGUCAGGAAGCUGGUAAUGUAAAUGUUCCCUUACAGCUUUACAUCUAAGACAUCUAUUACAAGAUUUGUUUUCUUGAUGUCUCAUAUCCAUCAUAUAUUUUUGCACAAUCACCUUGUUGGUCUUGUCAUAUAAAGUUUUAUUGCUAUUUAAGCUAUUUUUAAAAGUCAAAGACAUGACGAGUCUCUCUUUUAAAAAACAAAUCCCCAGGUCCUUCUGACCGAUUAUCACAUUAUUCAAACGCCACAGUUGAGAAAUGUUCCAGCGUUACGGGGAUAGGAGGUACAAUAUGACAGGAAGCAAGGCAUUAUAAAAUAAACUAAAUGGUGAAAAGAGA